Messenger RNA from Haliotis rufescens (red abalone), 1800 nucleotides. RefSeq names its product extensin-2-like. Bases 1 to 1800 code for a protein of 599 amino acids. The record is from RefSeq and is a predicted model, not a curated record. The transcript has a single exon. NCBI's taxonomy places the organism in Eukaryota, Metazoa, Mollusca, Gastropoda, Lepetellida, Haliotidae.
AUGAGUUUACGAAAACAUGCUUGCAGGCGGGACUACAUUUUAGGACUCCCUUUACGUCCAACUACCCCUCAGCCCCACCACUACUUCCAUCACUCACCCAACCUCCCAUCCAUACCUCCAUCCCUCACCCCCACCUCCACUCCUAAUCACUACUUCACCCCAAACAAUACCUCCAUCCCUCACCCCCACCUCCACUCCUCAUCCCUACUUCACCCCAAACAAUACCUCCAUCCCUCACCCCCACCUCCACUCCUAAUCACUACUUCACCCCAAACAAUACCUCCAUCCCUCACCCCCACCUCCACUCCUCAUCACUACUUCACCCCAAACAAUACCUCCAUCCCUCACCCCCACCUCCACUCCUCAUCCCUACUUCACCCAAACAAUACCUCCAUCCCUCACCCCCACCUCCACUCCUCAUCCCUACUUCACCCCAAACAAUACCUCCAUCCCUCACCCCCACCUCCACUCCUCAUCACUACUUCACCCCAAACAAUACCUCCAUUCCUCACCCCUACCUCCACUCCUCAUCACUACUUCACCCCAAAACAAUACCUCCAUCCCUCACCCACACCUCCACUCCUCAUCCCUACUUCACCCCAAACAAUACCUCCAUUCCUCACCCCUACCUCCACUCCUCAUCACUACUUCACCCCAAAACAAUACCUCCAUCCCUCACCCCCACCUCCACUCCUCAUCCCUACUUCACCCCAAACAAUACCUCCAUUCCUCACCCCUACCUCCACUCCUCAUCACUACUUCACCCCAAAACAAUACCUCCAUCCCUCACCCCCACCUCCACUCCUCAUCCCUACUUCACCCCAAACAAUACCUCCAUCCCUCACCCCCACCUCCACUCCUCAUCCCUACUUCACCCCAAAACAAUACCUCCAUCCCUCACCCACACCUCCACUCCACAUCACUACUUCGCCCCAAACAAUACCUCCAUCCAUUACCCCCACCUCCAUCCCUCACCCCCACCUCCACUCCUCAUCCCUACUUCACCCCAAACAAUACCUCCAUCCCUCACCCCCACCUCCACUCUUCAUCCCUACUUCACCCCAAACAAUACCUCCAUCCCUCACCCCCACCUCCACUCCUCAUCCCUACUUCACCCCAAAACAAUACCUCCAUCCCUCACCCACACCUCCACUCCACAUCACUACUUCGCCCCAAACAAUACCUCCAUCCAUUACCCCCACCUCCAUCCCUAACCCCCACCUCCACUCCUCAUCCCUACUUCACCCCAAACAAUACCUCCAUCCCUCACCCCCACCUCCACUCCUCAUCACUACUUCACCCCAAACAAUACCUCCAUCCCUCACCCACACCUCCACUCCACAUCACUACUUCGCCCCAAACAAUACCUCCAUCCAUUACCCCCACCUCCAUCCCUCACCCCCACCUCCACUCCUCAUCCCUACUUCAUCCCAAACAAUACCUCCAUCCCUCACCCCCACCUCCACUCCUCAUCCCUACUUCACCCCAAACAAUACCUCCAUUCCUCACCCCCACUUCCACUCCUCAUCCCUACUUCACCCCAAACAAUACCUCCAUCCCUCACCCCCACCUCCACUCCUCAUCCCUACUUCACCCCAAAACAAUACCUCCAUCCCUCACUCCCACCUCCACUCCUCAUCCCUACUUCACCCCAAACAAUACCUCCAUCCCUCACCCCCACCUCUAUCCCUCAUCCAUACCCUUCCCGCCCCUACAACCACCCCCUACCCAACUCUACCUUCCGAAGAUUUAAUGCGGGGCUCCGUACCUCAUAAAGAAAGCUCAGUGUUUAUGAACUAG